Messenger RNA from Chlamydomonas reinhardtii, 1742 nucleotides. RefSeq lists its product as uncharacterized. The transcript has 2 exons. The record is from RefSeq and is a predicted model, not a curated record. Bases 201 to 1493 code for a protein of 430 amino acids. Lineage: Eukaryota; Viridiplantae; Chlorophyta; Chlorophyceae; Chlamydomonadales; Chlamydomonadaceae.
GCAUCACUCGCGCGCACGGUAUCUUACCCGACAGCCACACGACUCUUGCAGCUAACGCGACAACGGCCACCUUGCCAAACAUUAAUCACCAAAUAAAAUGGUGCAACCUUUCCAAUACCCAACCGCACGACGACAUCCCGCCUACCACAAUCCCUGACUGCCCCGCACCCUUCCAUCCAAUUGCCCAUCGACCUGCAGACAUGGACAAUGUCACCCUCAACACCGAGGUCAACGACACGCACCGCAGCCUCAUUCCUGCUCUCCUCAACUUCCACCUCCAGAUCAAGGACCUGUCAGCAGCGCAGAAGGCGGCCAUCACGGCCAUGGGAGAGGACCCCACCGACGUGUACGCCAUCAGCUACGAGUCCGUCCACGAGAAGCGACUGCUGCACGCGGGCGAGUACUGGGAGCUGGAGGCGACGAGCCCUGUGCCGUUCCGCGUCACCAUGACGGCACUGCCGCGACAGCUGCCGCCGGGCCUGCUAACGCAGCUCGAACGGACGCCAUUCUGGCGCCAAAACAAGGUCAACGGCAAGUUCAACGCGACUACCGAGCAGCUGACAGAAAUGGCGCUUGUUACCAUCCAGAGCCGGUAUCAGAAGGCCCACAAGCUAAUGUGCGACAAGGCGGAGGAGUACUGCACGCUCCACAACGUCAAAUUCGACGCCUCGACUGUCGGCCGCUUCCUGCUGGCUGACGCCGACGGCAACGCGGACGACGUGUGCAAGAUCGCGGCCGGGCAGCUGAAGUACUUCUUCUUCGUGAGGCGUGACCCCACACUGCAGUACUGCCCGCUGGCAUCGCUUAUGCCCAGCAGCAAUGGCAGCAGCAGCAGCAGCAGCAUCGGCUCCAACUCUGCCGCUUUCAUCAUCGGAGGCCUGGCGGUGGCCCCGGUGGACGACAUCACCCGGAUUGCGACGACCGUGGUGAUGCGGCCGAACAUCUUUGUGGCCAAGUACACCAACAAGCCCAAGGCCCUCACGCUCGGCACCGACACCAUGGACGCCUACAUGCCGCCUGCAAGCGGCCUCUGCCGGCAGCUGGAGCUCCUCUCCGGCGACUGCAUUGUCAACACCAGCGGACCCAACUAUGCGCACCCCGAGGCGCCCAUCUACAUACUCGUGUCGGCCGCCACCACGCCGCCCAACGGUGACUCGAUCACGCGCGUCGAGCAGCAGCUCAGCGCGGCGUCCAUGCCCGACACACCGGGCAAACAGCACCCGCAGCGCAUCACCUUUGAUGUGCUGCAGCUGGAGGCCUGGUACCGCAUUGCCUUCUCGCAAGUCAACUGCGUCAUUCAGAAGGCUGGCCCCGCCGCCGUGGCCAUGGACAUCGACGAGGAGGAGGAGGGCGACGGUGACGCCGGUGGCCGCGGCCCCUACGGCCGCGGCGCGGGCCUCGGCGGCGGCUUUGGCCGCGGCAUGGGCCGUGGGGGCGGCCGCGGGGGUGGCCGCGCCGGCGGCGAGGCCGCGGCGGCUGCCGCCGACAACUAGUUGCCUGCUAACCUACUUGACUGCUUGCGGGGCGACCCUACGUGAUUGAUAGCGGGCCGACCUGUCUGUUAGGCUUGCUUGCGAGUUGCUGCUUGGAUGCGGGCCCGGACGUUGGUCCGGCGCCAUUGGUUGUGUACGGGUUUCAUACCCUACUAAUGUUUCGGAUGGGCCAUGUGCCCCAUGGACAAAUGGACAAUGGACGGGCCAAGUGCCCCUUGGAUGGGCCAAGUGCCCCACGGACGACGGCCA